AUGGUGCCAGGCGAUCGUAAAACCCUCGUGUCCUGGUUGCCAGAUGUGCUCCUCCUCAUCGGCUUCCCCAUCCUCGCCUACUUCUCCGUCCGCGAAGUGCUCAAACGUCUCGAUCCCGACGCUGGCGCCAAAGCCGAAGCCCAGCAAAAAGCCCUAGCAGCGAGCAACCGCCUCCAGUCCAUCUUCUCCAACCACGACCGAGAUGACGACGACGACGAUGAACCCCGUGAUCAAGACGAAUAUGGCGACGAUGACGCCGCAUACCGGGAAGACAGAAGAGAGCCAUUGGUCCUCACACCCAUGGAACAAACAAUAGCCAUGGAAGUUGUGACCCCCAACGAGAUCCCCGUGACAUUCCAGGACAUUGGCGGUCUAGACGGAAUCAUCGAGGAGUUGCGGGAAAGCGUCAUCUACCCGUUGACAAUGCCGCACCUCUACUCCUCCCACUCCAGCCUCCUCACCGCACCAUCAGGAGUACUAUUAUACGGCCCACCCGGCUGCGGCAAGACCAUGCUCGCCAAAGCCCUAGCGCGAGAGAGCGGCGCAAGGUUCAUCAACCUCCAUAUCUCCACGUUAACGGAGAAAUGGUAUGGCGAUAGCAAUAAACUCGUCGCUGCUGUAUUUAGUCUAGCCCGGAAACUCCAGCCGACGAUCGUGUUUAUUGAUGAGAUUGACGCUGUGUUGGGACAGAGGAGGUCGGGGGAGCAUGAGGCGAGCGGUAUGGUUAAAGCAGAGUUUAUGACGCAUUGGGAUGGUUUGGCCUCGAGUACACGUGAGGGAGGGAGUCAGCGGAUCUGUAUCCUGGGCGCUACCAAUCGAAUCCAAGACAUCGAUGAGGCUAUCCUGAGACGCAUGCCCAAGAAGUUUCCCGUGGGAUUGCCGAAUGCGGGGCAGAGGCGCUCGAUCUUUGAGUUGACGUUGCGGGAGACGAAGGUCGACCGGGGUGUGGGACAGGGUGGGAGAAAGAAGGCAUUUGACGUCGAUAUGUUGGUCAAGUUGAGCGCGGGCAUGAGUGGGAGUGAUAUCAAGGAGGCUUGUCGAGAUGCUGCUAUGGUGCCGGUACGGGAGUACAUCAAGAUGCAAUCGAGAGAAGGGCGGAGUAUGAGGGGUAUCAGGAGUGAGAAUGUGAGGGGUCUGCAGACGGAGGAUUUCUUUGGGAUGAGGGGGAGUGUUGGGGUGGGGAAUGGGCUGCAGAGAAGGAGGACGGGAGAGGUAGAAGAUGAGGAUAAGAUGCUGGGGACUGGGAGUGGGAGUUCGAAGGGCCAGCAGGAAGAGGAGGAGGAUGAGUGGAGGGAUGUGGAGGACCCCGAUGAAGUGGACGUGGAGGAUGUGAGACGGUGA
Molecule: messenger RNA, 1341 nt
Organism: Recurvomyces mirabilis
Lineage: Eukaryota; Fungi; Ascomycota; Dothideomycetes; Mycosphaerellales; Teratosphaeriaceae
Gene: MSP1
Product: mitochondrial dynamin GTPase Msp1
Exons: 2
Coding region: 1-1341 (446 amino acids)
Biological process (GO): extraction of mislocalized protein from mitochondrial outer membrane
Cellular component (GO): mitochondrial outer membrane
Molecular function (GO): ATP hydrolysis activity; ATP binding
Source: RefSeq, a predicted model, not a curated record